Messenger RNA from Apus apus (common swift), 4473 nucleotides. It is a transcript of the gene KCTD20, whose product is annotated as potassium channel tetramerization domain containing 20. Gene Ontology annotation, cellular component: cytoplasm. The transcript is spliced from 8 exons. The record is from RefSeq and is a predicted model, not a curated record. The coding region runs from base 113 to 1414 and encodes 433 amino acids. NCBI's taxonomy places the organism in Eukaryota, Metazoa, Chordata, Aves, Apodiformes, Apodidae. Gene Ontology annotation, molecular function: protein binding. Gene Ontology annotation, biological process: positive regulation of phosphorylation.
GAGUGACCAUUGCUGCACAAACAGUUGAAACUGUCAAGCUUUGCUGGGACUUGGUGCUUCCCUCUGUGAGAGAAGGAUUUCAGGAUAUUGGUGCUGGUAGCACUGGGAACGUAUGAGCCGCCACUCUUCUCUCAGGAAGCGCAUCCAUCUCCUCAAGUCACGGAGGCCCAGCAUGAACAUUAACUGUGCUGGGGGGACAGACUGGUCAAGAAAUCCAGAGUCAAGAUGUUCUGUGGAAAACAUAACUGUAGCAGUCCAUGAGUCAGAAGGAAGUCGUGUGCUAGAAGGUCACAGCCCUGCUGCAGUUCCCAGGACAGAGGACUCUGAAUGCCGACGCUCUGCUUGCCUGCUGAGUCCCCAGAUCGGUAGUGUGUUGUCUGCUCCUGAAGACACCCACAGCUGUCACUUCCCAGAGGGAAGUAAGAGACAGGCAGAAUAUUUUAACAGCCAGGAACGCCACGGGUGCUGCACCUCGUCCUCCAGCAUCAGUUCCCAAACUCCAGAGAAAGUCACCCUUGUGGUAGAUGGCACUCGCUUUGCAGUGAAUCCACAGAUUUUCACUGCUCACCCUGACACCAUGCUGGGGAGAAUGUUUGGACCAGGAAGAGAGUAUAAUUUCACCAGGCCAAAUGAGAAGGGAGAAUAUGAAAUUGCUGAAGGCAUCAGCUCAGCUGUGUUCCGGACUGUGCUGGAUUAUUACAAAACUGGAGUCAUAAACUGCCCUGAUGGGAUUUCCAUCCCAGACCUUCGAGACACCUGUGAUUACCUCUGCAUAAACUUUGAUUUCAACACCAUCAAAUGUCAAGAUUUAAGUGCUCUAUUACAUGAGCUCUCCAACGAUGGUGCUCACAAGCAGUUUGACAGCUACCUGGAGGAGCUGAUCCUGCCUAUCAUGGUGGACAGUGCCAGGAAGGGGGAGAGGGAAUGCCACAUUGUGGUGCUAACAGAUGAGGACACCGUGGACUGGGAUGAAGAUCACCCACCUCCCAUGGGAGAGGAGUACUCCCAAAUCCUUUACAGUUCCAAGCUCUACAGAUUCUUCAAGUACAUUGAGAACCGGGAUGUGGCAAAAGCCGUUUUGAAGGAACGGGGCCUGAAAAACAUCCGCAUUGGCAUCGAGGGGUACCCCACCUGUAAGGAGAAGGUGAAGAGGAGGCCUGGUGGCCGCUCAGAAGUGAUCUACAACUACGUUCAGCGCCCCUUCAUCCAGAUGUCCUGGGAAAAGGAAGAAGGCAAAAGCCGUCACGUUGAUUUCCAGUGUGUCCGGAGCAAAUCUCUAACAAACCUGGUCACUGUGGGUGAUGAUGUUUCAGAGGACCAUGAGGUGAUGAUGCAUCACCCCCCCCAAGUAGAUGAACUCGACAGGCUCAACGCUCCGUUCUCCCAGAUGGCUGUGAACGAUCUCCCGGAUUAGUGGUGGCUCAGGGUGGAUAGUCCUGCUUGAUGUGGGGACAUCUCAGCCUAGUUUCAUCCCAAGGGAUGGAACCCAAGACUCCUGCAAGGUGCUUUCUCCUCGUUCAUGCUCUUAACUACCUUGUCAUCUUCCAAGCAUGUUAAUAAAGAGCCACGUUUCAUAGUCUAAUCGUGCAAUCCAAAGCAACAUCACCUCAAACAGAAAGAAAUGAGGCUGUUUGUUUCUACUACAAAGGCUUCCAGAGUGAUGGGUGCUGAAUAUUUUACUUCUAAAAGAGGAGCAGAAGUAUUUAGAAACAUCUUGUUUGACAAGAGAGAGGAAAAUCUGGGCCUGUCAAGAACAAAGCUUUCCUUUACCAUGAGGUAAUUAGCUUUGCUUUUGGGAUAAUCAGUUACAAAGGACCCCACAUGAAAGCAGGACAGAUGAUCCUCUUUCAUCAGCCAGCAGAAAUGUAGCACAAGUUGGGAGAGCAAAAGACUGAGUGUGGAGGAAUGACAGCAGAACCCUGAGUGUGGAGGACUGUUUGCAGUGCCACCUGGCUUUGCAUCCAGCGUGUUGCACUGCUGGUCUAGGGAAAGGGAAAGGAGUUGAAGAGGAAGCAUGUAUUCCUGCUCCCAGGAAUUUCCCUUCUAGACUUCUCCUUAAAAUGGAAUAGCUGUUUUGAGGGAUGUUGUCUGUUCAGUUCAGUCAAACCAGUAGAUGAUGCUGAAGGGAAAAGCCAAAAGGAAAAUAUUGUACUUGAUGUUCUACCAACAAAGUAAAUCUGUUUAGUAGCCUAAUAGUUGUCAGAAGCUUUCUAGAGGUGACUGUGCAUGCUGAAGACUUUCAGUUGUCUGCUCCAUCCUCCUGUUAAGAUGAAAAAACCCCAGGGGAGGAGCCCCCAGUACAGACAGUUUGCUGCCUGUGUAAAACCCUUGGUCUCAUCAACCUUAGAAUUUCUGUAGACUUUCCAAGGAGCACUCUGCUGUUGCAGCUUUCAAAGGCCAGCUCCUUUCCUGCCCAGUUUGGAACUGACUGGACCUUUUUGCUGUCAGGCAGGUAAGAAAUACUGAUAGGAAAGCAGUUUUUAGUAAAGAAAAAUAGAUGUACCUAGGAACAACUCUCCUUUGCUGCUCUGAAUAUGUAUUAUCCUAGUCUUUGGUUAAGGCUCUGUGCAUUUUGGAUUCAGGGCCAACAAAGACACACUCCAGGCUGGUUUAGCUUGGUUAGGACCGUCUAGGCUCUGAUAGGUAACUGCUCCUGCUGUGUGGAGGUCCCUAGGCUGAAUUAACACCCUAGUUAAUCAAGGGUUAACUUUUAAGUUCAGUACUGCACAACCCACCUGCUAGAUGGACCAGAAGGGACCUUCCUUACCAACCCAGCCUUCCUGAUGGCUGUGGAGAGGUUUUAUGUACCCAAAGUGGAGUCCUUCAACAUGGUGCUGGUGCAAAGAAAAGCUGAAGCCCUUUCAAAGAGAGAGAAAGAGCUCCUUUGCAAAGUCAAGUUCAGGUCAGUUGUGCUUUUCCAGGUGACUGCUGUUGAAACCUGUCCCAUUUGCACACUGAGUUACCUGGUCACACUGGGCAAAACAGAGGUAGGUUUCAGUGAGUAGGUUUUCCAGGUUUAAUCCUGGUUGUCAGGGUUGUCAAGCAGUUUUUUAAUCUUCUCCAACCCUCUGCAAAGUGUGUGGCAGCCUUAGCACUGAAGAGACUUGUUACUGUUUGCUGCUAAGGAUGGUUGUUUUUUCCAGUGUAAGGAACAGGACAAUAUCAAGCAGACUUUUUCCUGAAGGUUUAUGAGUCAUUUUUAGUGAAGAGUAACAGACUCUCUGCCAAGGCACAUACUUGCUGAUAUAUUUAGUUCCCAUUUGUAUGGGUACAGGUUCCAUUCUUUGCAGUGUUUCUGUUCUUAGCUUCUUUCCUAAGUGCAGCAAAUAGGUUUCUUCUUUUUUAAGUGCCUAUGGGAAGAUUUCCAGAAGCUCUUUGGGGCCUCCUGAGAGUCCCAGGGGUUCAGCUGCUCAGGUCCACCUGCCAGCUUUGGAAAAAUCCUCCCUGUAUGUCAUUGGAUCAUAGAAGUAUCCUUCAGUAUCUGCACAGAGGUGGGGUGCAGUCACUGUCUAUUGCUGCUCUAGAGGAAUUUCUAUUUUUGUAGCAGAGAAAGGAAGACACAGACCAUUAACCUCCCAGUUAAGGGCCAGACCCAACCCAUGGCCUGCCUUGGUAAAGAGCUGUGCCCCCAUGUCAAGCAAAGACACUGGUGACACUGUCCACCCAGCAGUGAUGGAGCUUUUUAUCCAAUGAUGGACACUUUUUUUUUGGUGUGGAUUUAUUUUUACAGCAGUCUAAGUUGUGUCUUGGACUUACAGGUGUGUGGUGAGUGCUGCCCUGCAGGACAGUGUCAAGGCAGGAGAUGCCCAGUGUCACAUCCACAGCUCCAUACAGGGGGUGACAGCUAAAUACCAUCUUCAGCCACACCAAACCCCACCAGUGUCUGGCCCUGAGCCCAGUGUCAGCCAGGCUGCUUGAAGGAUUCAACCAGCUGAUUAGAAAUAGUAACCCCAGGCACUUAACUGCAGCUGCCCCUUGCCUGAGGGUUAAAGACCAUCAAUGUCUUGGGAGAAGCUUCUAGGGUUAAAGACCAUCAAAACCUUGGAGGAGCUUCUAGGGUUAAAGACCAUCAGUAUCUUGGGAGGAGCUUCUAGGGUUAAAGACCACCCAUACCUUGGAGGAGCUUGUUGAUACUCGUCUCAUCAAUUUGGACCUUCAACAUGGGGUGCAGGGAUCCAGCCUCUGUGAUUUCCAGGCAGAUUUUACUACUCCAAAAAGUCCCUGUACUCAAUUGGCUUUCCCAGGUAAUUAGAGGUGAAUUUUGGAUUUUGUUGGUUUUAGUAGAGUGAGUUCCCUUGGGACACUAAACCAAACUGAAAAAGCCUGUUUGCUUUUCCUCCUCUCUUGGUCACCUACUGUCCAGGUACAAGGUCAAGUUUUGUUUUGUUCUGCAUCUCCUGAAAUGUUCCCUGUGGUGUGUAUGAGCUACAGAUGUACUGUUUCUUUUCUGGAUUAAAGUAUAAAUUAUAUGCA